AUGAAUUACCUUCUUCUAGGAGCUGGACUUUCAUUCGUCGCUCUACUGAGAGUGAUAUACCGUCGAUACACCCGUAUCUCUGUUCGCCAUGUCCCUGGACCUCCGCCUGCAUCUUUUCUUCUUGGCCAUAUGCGUGAAUUUCACCAGAGGCCCGUAGGCGAGGCAGAUUUUGAAUGGCAGGAAAGAUACGGCGACGUAGUCAGGUUUAACGCAGCAUUCGGGGAGGACCGACUCCUCGUCAUGGACCCCAAGGCCUUGCAAUACAUCUAUCAGACCUCUGGAUACAAUUUCCCAAAGCCAGGAGCAAGCAACGAGCUGACGCGGAUCGUCACAGGAAACGGAAUCCUCGUUGCUGAACUGGAUGUUCAUAAGAGACAUCGCAAGGUCCUCCUCCCUGGCUUUGGUGGUCCAGAGUCUCGAGCAUUUUGGCCGAUAUUCUACAAUUAUGCUACUCAGUUGAGCUCUAAAUGGAAGGACCUCAUAAGCGCGUCCUCGAACCAGGAAGUCGUCGUAGACAUUCCGCGCUGGACGUCUCGCGCAAUGUUGGAUGCUAUCGGUGAAGCUGCGUUCGAUUAUCAAUUCGGGGCUUUGACUGAUGCAGAAACGCCCCUCAGCAAAGCGUACUUUGGGCUUCUGUCGGAGACAUUCGGUUCAUUACCCGAUGCCGCAAUAUUCACGCAGAAUCUCUGGGCAUACCUACCUUCACAGUGUCUACGUCUCAUUUCGAAGUACACUCCUGGUAUGACUCUAAAGCACGCACAAUACACAGAGAAGAUCUCCUUGGACGUGGCUAAGAAGCUUGUGGAAACGAAGACACAGGAAUUACUUCAAGGCGAAGGCAAUCGGGACAUUAUGAGCUUGCUUGUCAAGGCCAAUAACUCAGAAAAGGACAACGCGAAACUGAAUGAGGACGAGCUCUUUGCUCAAAUGAGGACCAUCAUGUUGGCGGGACACGACACCACGGCAAACACAGUUAGUUGGACGCUCUUGGAGCUGGCCCAACACCCAGAAAUGCAGCAACGCCUCCGCCAAGAAAUUUGGGACAAGCAACUAGCCCUUGGACGUGAAUUUGAGUAUAGGGAUCUUGAGACGAUGCCAUAUUUACAAGCUGUGGUCAAGGAGUCUCUACGUUACCAUCCAGUAGCACCCAUGACCCAACGGGAGGCCGGCCGCGACGACGUCCUGCCUCUUUCGAAACCCAUCACUUUGACUACUGGCGAAGUGGUGCAUGAAUUGCCCAUUCCUAAAGGCCAGAAGCUCGCCCUUUCUAUUGCUGGGUACAAUAGGAACAAGGACGUUUUCGGAGAAGAUGCACACGUAUUCAACCCAGAUCGCUGGCUGUCCAACUCGCCCAAGAACACUGUCAACGUAGGCGUGUACUCUAACCUGCUUACGUUCGCUGGUGGUCUGCGUGCUUGCAUCGGCUUCCGUUUCGCGCUUACUGAAUUCCAGGCCUUCUUGGUUGAGCUCGUUGGGACAUAUGAAUUCUCAAUGACCAAGGAAGCCAGAAGCGUCCGGCGAGAACCAUGUGGUGUUAUGGCCCCCUUCAUUGAAGGUCAAAGCGGUAAGGAAGUCCAUCUGCCCCUGAGAAUCAGGCUUGCUCCUAAGGGUGCCGAGUAA
Messenger RNA from Pleurotus ostreatus (oyster mushroom), 1620 nucleotides. RefSeq lists its product as uncharacterized. The coding region runs from base 1 to 1620 and encodes 539 amino acids. Gene Ontology annotation, molecular function: iron ion binding; heme binding; oxidoreductase activity, acting on paired donors, with incorporation or reduction of molecular oxygen. The transcript is spliced from 14 exons. Lineage: Eukaryota; Fungi; Basidiomycota; Agaricomycetes; Agaricales; Pleurotaceae. The record is from RefSeq and is a predicted model, not a curated record.